Messenger RNA from Magnolia sinica, 429 nucleotides. RefSeq lists its product as uncharacterized. The record is from RefSeq and is a predicted model, not a curated record. The transcript has 2 exons. Lineage: Eukaryota; Viridiplantae; Streptophyta; Magnoliopsida; Magnoliales; Magnoliaceae. Bases 1 to 429 code for a protein of 142 amino acids.
AUGACACCGUACAAAACUCUAUAUGGUCGUCCCUAUCGAGACCCGCAAUAUUGGGCAAAAGUGGGGGAACGAAGUUUGCUGAGACCUGAACUCGUCCAGGUUACCACGCAGGUCUCCCCUAUGAAGGGUCUGAUGAGGUUCGGAAAAAAAGGGAAGCUUACACCUCGUUUCAUCGGACCUUUGGAGAUCUUAGAUCGUGUGGGAGCCGUGGCAUAUCGCCUAGCGCUAUUGACCGCACUGACUAGUAUCCACAACAUCUUCCACAUGACUAUGUUAAAGAAGUACAUGCCAAACGAGUCACAUGUUGUUAGCUGGGAGCAGAUUGAACUUGCCGACGACGCUUCUUAUACUGAAGAACCCAUCCGCAUCUUGGACCACAAGGAGCAGGUCCUUCGAACUAAGACAAUACCAUUAGUCAAGGUUCUUUAG